This is a messenger RNA of Bursaphelenchus xylophilus (pine wood nematode), 264 nucleotides long. Lineage: Eukaryota; Metazoa; Nematoda; Chromadorea; Rhabditida; Aphelenchoididae. The record is from the annotation of a GenBank genome assembly.
AUGUCUGAUCGCGUUUCCAACGGCGCUGAGGACAAGCGGAUCGGACAAAGGUUACCCCGCCCCCUCCCCUCGCGCAUGUUCAGCCAUUCCUCAAGUCCAUCGGGCUCGGCGCAAAAUGAACCGCACACUCGAUUCUGUUGCCCUGGAGAAUAUUUGGCGGACGGUUUCCGACUCCAGAUUCCCGACUUUGUCGAGAGUUUAUCCCCUGUGGAGACGUGUGAAGAGGCCAUCUCUGUGCCCAAAAAACGAAGCCGGGAUGGAUGA